Mangifera indica (mango) is the source of this 1103-nucleotide messenger RNA. RefSeq names its product chlorophyll a-b binding protein 7, chloroplastic. The record is from RefSeq and is a predicted model, not a curated record. The coding region runs from base 58 to 1029 and encodes 323 amino acids. Gene Ontology annotation, cellular component: membrane. Gene Ontology annotation, biological process: response to light stimulus; photosynthesis, light harvesting in photosystem I. The transcript has 6 exons. Lineage: Eukaryota; Viridiplantae; Streptophyta; Magnoliopsida; Sapindales; Anacardiaceae.
GUGUAUGAUAGUUGGCCUAAGCACUCAAUCUUCUAGUGCCAGAGGAGGGCUGAAAACAUGGCUUCGAUUUCUUGGAUGAGUUCAUCUUUGCGCGGAGGAGGGUUGGUUUUUCUUCAAAAAUCUAAUAACAGCAUCCUCAAACUUAAACCAAAGACUUGUUUAGUCUGCAAAGCUUCAUGGCAAGAGCUCGCGGGUGUGUUAGUUUUUUCUGCAAUCCCUUUCACGGCGGUGACAGCCAUUGCAAAUAGCCCGUUAGGAGAGUGGCUUCAGAACCGCAUGUUGGAGACCAAGAAAGCUGCACUUCAAGAUUCUUCUAAGUUCAAGGCCUUGGCCCAAAAGGCUCGAAAUGAGAGCUUGUGGUACGGGGAAGAGCGUCCUCGGUGGCUUGGUCCCAUUCCAUAUGAUUAUCCCUCGCAUCUUUCUGGAGAAUUACCUGGGGAUUAUGGCUUUGAUGUUGCCGGUCUGAGCAAGGAUCCUGUGGCUUUCCAGAAAUACUUCAACUUUGAAAUAUUGCAUGCUCGUUGGGCUAUGCUUGGAGCUCUUGGUGCUCUAAUACCGGAACUUUUAGAUAUGUUUGGAGCCUUUCACUUUGUUGAGCCAGUCUGGUGGCGAGUUGGGUAUUCCAAGCUUAAGGGAGAGACAUUGGACUACCUGGGCAUCCCAGGUCUCCACUUCGCUGGAAGCCAAGGAGUAAUUGUGAUUGCUAUUUGCCAAGCCCUCCUGAUGGUUGGACCAGAAUAUGCCAGAUAUUGCGGGAUUGAGGCUCUGGAGCCUCUGGGGAUUUAUUUGCCAGGCGAUAUUAACUAUCCAGGGGGGGCAUUAUUUGACCCCUUGAACCUGUCCAAGGACCCAGUAGCCUUUGAGGAGCUAAAAGUGAAAGAAAUUAAAAAUGGACGUUUAGCAAUGGUUGCCUGGUUAGGGUUUUAUGCCCAGGCCGCAUUGACAGGCAAAGGUCCCGUACAAAACCUCUUUGAUCACAUUUCAGAUCCAUUUCACAACAAUCUGCUUUCCAUUAUCAAAUCAAUGUAACGGAUUUUGCUGUAUAUCGCGUAUACAUAUACUUUGUAAAGCUCUCUUAAUGUAUAAUGUAUUGUAUUGCUCAU